AUGCCCAUCCCGUCAGAAAACAUGCUUGAUAGGAGUGACGAAAUGGGCGAUUCUGCUUUGAAAUAUGGUGGAUCGUAUCCCAUAUAUUACAAGGAUACCUUCGCAGGUAACUCUAGUUCUCAUAUUUGGCGAAAUUCUCGCCUACCAGGCUCCGUGGGUUGGGCAAAUCUGAGGCAGUUCAUUCAGUCAACGACGCCCCGAUGUGAUGGGGAAAUAGCAAAUCACCCUCGGCGGGGUUGCUUGUGCCCGCGAUCAGAUAAGAUAACAGACAAAUUACGCUGUUCUUGGCAGAGCCAUCAACGUCAUCCAUCAACAUCCGCUUCCCCUCAGCAUCCUGUGGUAGAUAUAGACAAUCCGGCUUCAAUAUACUCUGUGGCCCGUCCACUUCUGCAAGCUGCCCCACAAGUUCUGUGCUUCUGGUAUUCGACACUCCUUUCUACGUUUCCUUCGGCCUCAGCAGGCCAACCACUGCGUAAGAGGCCAAGAGAACGCCACAUAUCCAAGGUUGAGCCUCACGAGAAUCCCACCCAGGCUGUAACCGCACAUUCCGAAACGACGUGUUCACAACGCAUAACAGCUUGA
Molecule: messenger RNA, 582 nt
Organism: Histoplasma capsulatum G186AR
Lineage: Eukaryota; Fungi; Ascomycota; Eurotiomycetes; Onygenales; Ajellomycetaceae
Exons: 3
Coding region: 1-582 (193 amino acids)
Source: RefSeq, a predicted model, not a curated record